AUGAUAGACCCAAGGACCACCCUCGGAAAGCCGCUACUCUUCAUCCUUCCAAGAAGAUCAGAAGACGAAGAGAGGCGAACCAUCGAAGUCCCACAAUACCGAGGACGGAAGAGAUCUUAUUCGAGGUCGCCAUCAACUUCAUUGGAGAGGAAGCCGGCACAAAGGGCAAAGCCGAGCGAAAGCCCGGCUCAGUCCGAGCUGCUAGCUGAGGUAAUCCAGGAGCUUGCGAUCACGCGAGCUCCGGAAUCCUCUCGCCCCACAGAUGCAAAACCUCCAGUUCCCGAGGAAGCCCACACUCGAGCACCCACCAUGCUCGAGCUUAUUUCAGCUAUAGCGAAUGGACGCGACGUCACCGGAGACUUCCCGUUCCAGGCCGAGGAAGAUCCAAAGACGAUUGUAGUGCCGAGAGAGUAUCGACCAGCUGUCCAAUUACUCCAUCAGAUCACCAUGGCACUCUCGACGGACUACAUCUUCAGUUCGGCGCAGCUGAGUCACGCAGAUUUUGUCGCUCUUGACAAUUUCAUCCACAAGGACUUCUUCGAACAGGUUCAGGUUAAGUCGAUCCAUCCGCAGAAGAGGAAGGAGUUCGGAGAUAGUUCAUCACACUUGAGUGCUCUACUCAUUUCUGGCUCUAUGGAAGGACUUGUGCAUAUGACCGCAGAUGCCACCAACUAUCUGCAGGAACUAAGUCAUAGGCCGCAGCCAGGUCCAGAAGAUAUUACCAACCGUAUGGACAUCCUCUUCACGAAUAUCUACAACAUCAACUUCCGACGAUACGAGAUCCUGAGAGAAGUCAUGCGAGUAUUGUACCUGAGACCUGAGCAGAUCCAGUCCAGACUUGAUCCUUUGGCCAAAUAUGACAUCACAUCCCGCAAGUUGGAGGCUACCAUUCAUGCAGCGAACUUGAUCGUAGCACAAAUGUCAAUUGUGCAUGAGUGCUACCGUGUAGUUCUCAAGGAGCAGCUGCUAGCCAGAGGUGUUGUAGACCCCAUACUACUACCACCACCAACCACAGUGACUCCAGCCGCACCGCAAGUUCCGAAGCCACGGAAGAGGAAGACCAAACCGAAGUCACAGCUGGUACAGGCACCUAAACUUCCACCACCACAGCCGCCACCUAGCAUCCUGCAACACACGGUUCGGGAGUUGCUUCAGCGGCCCUCUGCUUCCACAGCAUACUCUGACCUGCAAAGGGCGCUCGAAGCCAUCGUCCAUCAGAAAGGAGAAGAACUCCAGAACGGCGUGCAGGCCGACGGGCAGAGGAAACCACUCGUUGUCACUUCUGCAAGGAACGACAUUCGCCUUCGAGAUGUGACGUCUAUCGGCGACUGA
Cylicocyclus nassatus is the source of this 1332-nucleotide messenger RNA. The record is from the annotation of a GenBank genome assembly. NCBI's taxonomy places the organism in Eukaryota, Metazoa, Nematoda, Chromadorea, Rhabditida, Strongylidae.